This is a messenger RNA of Beta vulgaris subsp. vulgaris (sugar beet), 738 nucleotides long. RefSeq lists its product as uncharacterized. The coding region runs from base 1 to 738 and encodes 245 amino acids. NCBI's taxonomy places the organism in Eukaryota, Viridiplantae, Streptophyta, Magnoliopsida, Caryophyllales, Amaranthaceae. The transcript is spliced from 5 exons. The record is from RefSeq and is a predicted model, not a curated record.
AUGCGUGGCGCGCUGUUUGAAAAUCAGAUUGAGGAAUAUGAAUCUGUCUUUAAGAGCAACCACGAGUAUGAGAUUGCAAAUGCACCUUUAAAAUCAGUGUUGGGCCGCUAUGCCACUCGAGAAGAUGACUGCCAAAUGAGUUUUGGCGGACAGGCCAUGAUUCAAGACUUAGACCCUGAGGCAGAGCCUGUGGAGCCUGAAUAUCAGCCGAUAGCUACUAUCCCUCGCACAGCCGAUGCUAAUGAUCGAUAUGAUGUGCUGGGCAUUGUCUUAUUCGUUGAAGAUACUCGAUCAAUAACAACUUCAUCUGGUGUUACACAUGAAGUGCGCGAGGUCGUCAUUACUGACCACAGCGCUGAACAACCGUUAACCAUUUCUGUGUGGGACGAUCUUACAGGGACAGAAGCCAACCUCUUGAAAUCAUGGGUUGGGCCAGCCCUUGUCGUUGGCUUCACAUCUCUCAAACCAUCUAGCCACAAAGGUUUUUCUCUUUCAACUACUAUGUCAACUUCAUUUCACCGCAAUCCAGUUGGAGAUCGAGCAGAUGCACUACGCCAAUGGUCCAGGGAAAAGCGUGCACUGGUGCUUUCAAGGAUGGAACGCAUCCAGGAGGUUCGGAAUCCAACCGAACAAAAUGAAGUCCUCUCGAUUGAGUCGAUCAAGUUAAAAGAGGUAAUCUAUAUAGCUGUUAGUGCCGCAAUGUUCUCCAUAUUUACAAAACGCCUGCAAAAUACAUAA